Molecule: messenger RNA, 4587 nt
Organism: Pyrgilauda ruficollis (rufous-necked snowfinch)
Lineage: Eukaryota; Metazoa; Chordata; Aves; Passeriformes; Passeridae
Product: mucin-2-like
Exons: 11
Coding region: 1-4587 (1528 amino acids)
Source: RefSeq, a predicted model, not a curated record
AUGACCAUCGCUGAGACCACCACUGACCAAUGGACUUCCACCAGUGACCAAUGGAGCACCACCAGUCUGGAGACCAUUUCCACCACCCCUGAGACCACCAUGACCGUCCCUGAGACCACCAGACAUGAAACCACCAGUGACCAAUGGACAGCCACCAGUUUGGAGGCCAUUUCCCCCACUACCCCUGACACCACCAUAACCACUCCUGAAACCACCCUCCCCGAGACCUCCAGCACCAUCCCUGGGACCACCACCAGCCAUGAGACUGUUUCUGUCACACCUGGGACCACCACAGUCCCUGACAACACCACGAUCUUCUCUGAGACCACCAGCACCUUCCCUGGGACCACAACCAGAACACCUGGGACAAACACCAGCCCUGAGACAUCAACGUUCCCUGAGACCAUCACGACCCCUGACACCACCAUCACCUUCCCUGAGACCACCAGACCUGAGACAGUUUCUAUGACACCUGGGACCACCACAGUCCCCAGCAUCACCGGCACCAUCCCUGAGACCACCAGUAAGGAGGCCACCAGUGGCCAAUGGACAUCCAUCCCUGAGACCACCAGUGUUGAGACCACAAUUGACCCAUGGAUCACCGCCAGUCAUGAGACCAUUUCUACAGUCCCUGGGACCACCAUGACCAUCGCUGAGACCACUAGUUCUGAGAUCACCACCACAGUCCCUGACACCACCACCACCAUCUCAGAGACCACCACAACCCCUGGCACCACCACAGUCACCCCUGAAACCACCCUACCUGAGACCACCAGCACAAUCCCUGGGACCACCACCAGUCCUGAGACAGUUUCUAUGACACCUGGGACCACCACAGUCCCUGGCACCACCACCACCUUCUCUGAGACCACCAGCACCUUCCCUGGGACCACAACCAGAACACCUGGGACAAACACCAGCCCUGAGACAUCAACGUUCCCUGAGACCACCACGAUCUCUGUCACCACCACGACCUUCCCUGGGACCACCAGUUCUGAGAUCACCACCACCAUCCCUGAGACCACCAGUCCUGAGACCGCCAACACCAUCCCCAGCACCACCAGCUCUGAGACCGUUUCUAUCACACCUGGGACCACCACAGUCCCUGGCACCACCAGCACCUUCUCUGAGAUCACCACCCCUGGGACCAACUCCACCAUCCCUGAGACCACCACCACCAUCCCUGAGACCAACACCAUCCCUGGGACCAACACCUCCACCCCUGAGACCACCACCACCCGUGGGACCAACUCCACCCCUGGGACCAACAUCUCCACCCCUGAGACCACCACCACCCGUGGGACCAACUCCACCCCUGGGACCAACAUCUCCACCCCUGAGACCACCACCACCCGUGGGACCAACUCCACCCCUGGGACCAACAUCUCCACCCCUGAGACCACCACCACCCGUGGGACCAACUCCACCCCUGGGACCAACAUCUCCACCCCUGAGACCACCACCACCCGUGGGACCAACUCCACCCCUGGGACCAACAUCUCCACCCCUGAGACCACCACCACCCGUGGGACCAACUCCACCCCUGGGACCAACAUCUCCACCCCUGAGACCACCACCACCCGUGGGACCAACUCCACCCCUGGGACCAACAUCUCCACCCCUGAGACCACCACCACCCGUGGGACCAACUCCACCCCUGGGACCAACAUCUCCACCCCUGAGACCACCACCACCCGUGGGACCAACUCCACCCCUGGGACCAACAUCUCCACCCCUGAGACCACCACCACCCGUGGGACCAACUCCACCCCUGGGACCAACAUCUCCACCCCUGAGACCACCACCACCCGUGGGACCAACUCCACCCCUGGGACCAACAUCUCCACCCCUGAGACCACCACCACCCGUGGGACCAACUCCACCCCUGGGACCAACAUCUCCACCCCUGAGACCACCACCACCCGUGGGACCAACUCCACCCCUGGGACCAACAUCUCCACCCCUGAGACCACCACCACCCGUGGGACCAACUCCACCCCUGGGACCAACAUCUCCACCCCUGAGACCACCACCACCCGUGGGACCAACUCCACCCCUGGGACCAACAUCUCCACCCCUGAGACCACCACCACCCGUGGGACCAACUCCACCCCUGGGACCAACAUCUCCACCCCUGAGACCACCACCACCCGUGGGACCAACUCCACCCCUGGGACCAACAUCUCCACCCCUGAGACCACCACCACCCGUGGGACCAACUCCACCCCUGGGACCAACAUCUCCACCCCUGAGACCACCACCACCCGUGGGACCAACUCCACCCCUGGGACCAACAUCUCCACCCCUGAGACCACCACCACCCGUGGGACCAACUCCACCCCUGGGACCAACAUCUCCACCCCUGAGACCACCACCACCCGUGGGACCAACUCCACCCCUGGGACCAACAUCUCCACCCCUGAGACCACCACCACCCGUGGGACCAACUCCACCCCUGGGACCAACAUCUCCACCCCUGAGACCACCACCACCCGUGGGACCAACUCCACCCCUGGGACCAACAUCUCCACCCCUGAGACCACCACCACCCGUGGGACCAACUCCACCCCUGGGACCAACAUCUCCACCCCUGAGACCACCACCACCCGUGGGACCAACUCCACCCCUGGGACCAACAUCUCCACCCCUGAGACCACCACCACCCGUGGGACCAACUCCACCCCUGGGACCAACAUCUCCACCCCUGAGACCACCACCACCCGUGGGACCAACUCCACCCCUGGGACCAACAUCUCCACCCCUGAGACCACCACCACCCGUGGGACCAACUCCACCCCUGGGACCAACAUCUCCACCCCUGAGACCACCACCCCCAUCCCCGAGACCAACUCCACCAUCCCUGAGACCACCACCACCAUCCCUGAGACCAACACCAUCCCUGGGACCAACACCUCCACCCCUGAGACCACCACCACCCGUGGGACCAACUCUGGGACCAACACCACCCCUGGGACCAACAUCUCCACCCCUGAGACCACCACCACCAUCCCUGAGACCAACACCAUCCCUGGGACCAACUCCACCAUCCCUGAGACCACCACCACCCCUGGGACCAACACCACCCCUGGGACCAACACCACCCUCCGUAUGACCACCACCUCCAACCAUACAACCACUACCACCACUACCACACCUAGGACCACCCGUAGAACCACCACCAUCACCACCACCAUGACCACCAUGACCACCAUGACCACCACUCCCCACUCCACCACCACUCCAGGAAUCUGCAACAACGGUGGCACCUGGGUCAACGGCCACUGCCAAUGUCCCCUCGGCUUCACCGGGGACAGGUGUGAUGACAUCAGCAACACCAUCGAAACCAAGGCUGAGACCAACGGGACGGUGCAGGUGGUGCUGCACGUCAUCAACCGGGACUUCACCGAGGACCUUAAGAACACCAGCUCAUCCACCUACAUCAAUUUCGUCGAGGAGUUCACCAAGCAGAUGGACGCGGUCUACACCGACAUCGAGGGGUACAAGGGCAUCGAGGUGAACAGUCUCAGGCCUGGCAGCGUGGUGGUGGAUCACACCAUCAUCGUGUCCCUGAGGGUGACCUCCCAGAGCCAGGAGAAGCUCCAGAACAUCACGGCCAAAGUGCAGCGGAGGAUCGAGGUGGCAGCAACGCAAUUCAACUGCACCAACGGUGACCUGUGCUUCAACUCCUCCAACGUGGAGAUCAACAGCACCACGCUGGAAUUCGAUGAAGAUGGGGAGUGGGUGGCCUACUGCUGGAGCCAAGUGCCCGAGGGCUACCAGGAAUUCUUCUUUCCCAACCUGACGAACUCUGGGUUGUCCUGCAUGUCCAACUGCACGCCGGGCACCGCCAGCACCAUCGACUGCAGCCGUGGGACGUGCCACAUCACCCGCGGAGGUCCUCAGUGCUUCUGCGAUGAGACACACCUGUACUGGUACCAAGAUGACCGCUGUACAUCACGGGUCAGCAAACUGGCCGUGGGCCUGGGCUUGGCCGUAGCCAUCCUGGUCAUUGUGGUCAUCGUCCUCUCCAUCUUCCUCUUCCGAGCUCGGAGAUCUGGGUCCUUUGACAGGGCCGAGCAGAAGAUGAUGGAGAAUUGGUACCAGAAUAUCAGUGAGGACUGGAGCCCCCAGGGAAACUUCACCUUCCGGAACGAAGGUGUCCAGCUUGAGGAUGACCAUCCAGUCAACCUUGAGACCGUGGACACGUCGGUGCCGAACCUCACCAUCAUUGUCAUCGUCAUCGUCAUCAAUGUCAUCAGUGUCAUCAAUGUCAGUAUCAUCAUCACGAACAUGAGCAACAUCAAAAUCUUCUUCAUCAUCAUCACCAUCAUUAUUAUCACGAUCGACAUGAUUGCCAUCAUCAUCAUCAUCAUCACAAUUGCCAUCUACAUCAUCAUCACCAUCAUCACCAUCAUCGUCACCAUCAUCCCCAUCACCAACCCCAUGGAACGAGGUCCCCCCCAGCACUGCAGGACAACCUGGACCUUCUCCUGGGGGGGGCACCUUGACCCCCUGCCCUCGUCUUCAUCCUCCUCCUCCUCUUCCUGUAUCCCUCAUCCUCUUCCUGUGAGCACUUUUAGGUGGUGA